This is a messenger RNA of Corvus hawaiiensis (hawaiian crow), 2102 nucleotides long. It is a transcript of the gene FAM149A, whose product is annotated as family with sequence similarity 149 member A. NCBI's taxonomy places the organism in Eukaryota, Metazoa, Chordata, Aves, Passeriformes, Corvidae. The transcript is spliced from 14 exons. Bases 43 to 1869 code for a protein of 608 amino acids. The record is from RefSeq and is a predicted model, not a curated record.
CGGGGCGGUGCGAGGGGCGCCCGCGGCUCCCGCCGCGCCCCCAUGCGCGGGGUGCGGGGACCCGGCCCGCCGGGGGGCUGCGGCCGGGGGCUGCUCGUCCUGGGGAAAGGACUGUCCAGAGGUUCCCCAAAUCGGUGUCUCUCUGGAAAAAGUGGAGUGUCUCUUCCAUCAGUUUUUGCAAGAAAUGUGCAAGAAGCCAUUGACAAUUAUACUUGUGAAACACUCUCACCACUUUCAUGUAGUGGUUGUACAACACCCACGGAGUUGAAUAAUUCUUGGUCUGGAAUAAACAGCUAUACUACUAGUUUGUCUACUGAAAGAAGUUCGGUUUACUCCUGGAGAGAUGAUGAAUUUGAUAAAGCUAACACACAGAGAGUGCAUCAGUUAUUUUGGGAGAUUGAUGAAAUGCUGUUUGAAGGAAAAGUGACCUCCCAAACAGAGAACCUGGAGGCAGAAUGUGCAGAUUGGAGUGAGCAAUUUCCUCAUAUAAGGGUUCUAGGAAAGCAGCUCCUAGUGCCAAAGGAUGAAGGCUUUCAGCAUUUUCAAAGCAGAAGUGAUGCCCAUGUUGAUACUAAGUGUGUGCCUGGCCUCCUUGAAUGUACUGGUAAUACAAAAGAGCUCUGCAUCUCAGGCUCUAAACUGAUCCCAACAGCAUCUCCAAUACAUAAAACAUCGGAUUCAAGUUCCACUAGGAUUUCUGCUUCAGACUCAGCCGUGUAUUCCUUCCUGGAAGAAGAAGUUUAUGAUGAGGAUGGAAAAAUAGAGGAAUAUCUUGCCUUUGACAACAAGGAACUUGACGAUGAGAUUUGGGAACAAAAGAAAAUGCGUCUUUCUGAGAAGAGGUGUAAGCGUGGCAUUCCCCCUGUUUCUCCCAAUGCCUGUAUCAAAGAUGCUGUGGCUUCUGAAGUAUUUGAUCAUAUCUGGAGUAACGUCAUUGGAAUAUUGGAGGAACUGAUUAAAAAAAUUUGGGAAACUAGUGUCCCAGAGUGUGACAAACAAAUAGAAAAACUGAAGACUGUUACAGCAAAACUGCCGCAUUUGCCUGUCAUUCAUAUUACAACAGAUGCUGGGAGCAUUCCUCUUUCCAGAGGCUCUGAAGUACGAAGUGUAUCUUUUGGGGCUCAUUCUAUUUCAUCACAGGGUCACCAUUUCUCCAGCAACUUCUGUAAUGAUUUGGAUGGUGUGAUGACAAUUCAAGCAAAACCACUCCAACAGAGGCAUGCUGCCACAGCAGAAAAAAUACCGAAUGAGCAAGAAGACAAACAGCAUAGCAUUACCUCCUGUGCUCCAAAUUCAGCACAUGCUAGGCUGGGAAGAAUUUCUGAUAACAGUGUUCUUUCAUCAUCUCCGGCACUGCUGGCAUCUUCUAGGAAACUACCAAGGUUGCCUUCUCUCACCUCUGACCAGCCCUGCUCAGAAGUUCCUAAUAUGUACAAUGAUGAAAUCCAUAAGGGGAUGAAAUUGGUUGGUGGCUGGGAUCGUUUAUCUUCUGCUCGUGUGCCUGCAACCCGGAACAAGUUACCACCCAUAAACUCUGAGGCUGUUGAACAGUAUGUUUCAGUACCUCGAAUGCAACCCAGCUCUCGUCAAGAACGAUAUGCUCAUAGCAGAGUGUCAAGUGCAGUGGCUGGCAGGACAGAGCAACAUCCACUUAGAGAAAGAACUGUUACUGUUGAUCAAUUUUCAAGGCCCAACACAACUCAUACAUUCAGGAGAGACACACGUCAGAAGAAGUCACUGACUCCCACGAAUUUUGCUAACCACAGAAGGACGGGUCAAGGAUUUUUGAUAACAGGUUCACAGAAUUUCUCCAGAUCCUUUCAGAGAAAUCCUCCAACUUCAAGGAAGAAAUUUCAGAUUGCUUCUUAACCUGUUUUAGGAAGAAAUAGAAACCCUCUGCACUGAAUGAAAGACUGAAGCACUAAAUUGGCCACUUAGUAUCUUGUGUAACAAAGAAGGUGUGCAUUAUGCCGGUGUCUGCUGAGCCUUGCAAUCCUCAGGAUGCCUGCAUUACCUUCUUUUAAAAUUAUUUGACCAGAGGUUAGAUUAAAAUUUGGAGCAAAAUGAAAUAAAUGGUUGAGGUGUCGGCUCUGUUGGCAGUA